Messenger RNA from Rhincodon typus (whale shark), 2361 nucleotides. RefSeq lists its product as uncharacterized. The transcript has 5 exons. NCBI's taxonomy places the organism in Eukaryota, Metazoa, Chordata, Chondrichthyes, Orectolobiformes, Rhincodontidae. The coding region runs from base 68 to 961 and encodes 297 amino acids. The record is from RefSeq and is a predicted model, not a curated record. Gene Ontology annotation, molecular function: glial cell-derived neurotrophic factor receptor binding; growth factor activity; receptor tyrosine kinase binding.
CCCCUUGCAGCUAAAACCAGAGUCAGGAAAUGUCUGAUUAGCUGGGGAUUUAAACACGGAGCGUAUCAUGAGUUGCAAGGGGCACCGAGUUCCACCAGUGCGCAGGAGGAGCGACUGCGGCCGGCCCAGAGGACAAGGAGCUCGGCCGGGGACCCGGACAACGGCCGACAGGUGCAAGCAAGAGUGUGAUGGUGUCAAUCUGAUAGAUUCAGGAGGUCUGGCUGAUUUACCCAUAAAACCUCUGAGAAGAUGGCAGGCUACUUAUUGGACACUGGCCAUCUUUCUAUCCCUGAUUGCCAGUACAAUUGCUUCAUCCCAAGAGGAGAACAGGUUUCCAGUGAAUAACCCACAAUCCAGACAGAUACCAGCUCAGGACAAGAAAGUUUCCAUCAGUAGGACUUCAAUGGAAAGCCAAGAACCUCUGGAGAGUCAAGGAUCCCUGAAAAGUGAAACAGAUGAGAGCAGGGAAUUGCCAACUCAAUCUGUCUGGGCUGCUGCACAUUAUCAGACUGCAAUGUUAAACAGACUGGGAGAAUUUGCAGAGGAUGUGCGAAGCCGCUAUGAACGAUCAUCAGGCCGUUCACAUAAAGGCAAAGAACGAGCAAAGCCCUCACGGAGAAAUAGACGGAGAGGAUCCAGAAGAAUGAAAAAGAAUAAAAGUGAAUGCCAUAUCAAUACCUUGAGGCUCAGAGUUGAAGACCUGGGGCUUGGUUAUAAAUCAGAUGAGAUCGUACUUUUCAAAUAUUGCAGUGGAAACUGUCCACGGUACCGGUCGAAUUAUGACCUAACACUGUCCAAACUGUUAAAUAAAAAUGGGAUUCUUUCUCAUACUGAUGAGAUAGUGAUCAAUCAUCCAUGCUGCAGACCAAGCAAGUACGAAGAUGUAGCCUUUCUGGAUUUGCAAAACCAGUGGCAGAGGGUCACGAAUCUCUCUGCAGUUGAAUGCAUGUGUCAGGGAUGAUGGGCCUCGUCACUAUGGACAAUGCAUUCACUUUGAGGAACAAUGGCCUAGGCAAGGUGAAAAUACUGCCAAGAUUUCUCCGUGUUAAGAUGACAGGAAUGCACUGGAUUUGUUCUGUUCAGAGGAAUACACCAAGUUUUAUAUUGUGCGGAGUAUGGUAUGACCACUAAAAAGUUCUGCAUAAUGUUUUUCUUGGAAGAAUGCCAUGAAGCUCUUCAGAAAUAAACAUAUCAAUGUACAGUUUUUGAAUGGAAUAUGCAAAAGUCACAGUAAAGAUACAUGGAGCUUUUAAAAUGUUCUUCAAAAGAAAUGACAUGGAAUUAUCCUCCGAGAAAGAAUUUUUUUUUCAACAAAUAUCUUGUAGUCAAAAGCAUUUGCUUCUUCAACAAGGAUUCACAACGUAAUCCCAGAAAUGGAAGAGCCAUUAAAUUUUAUCUGGAAAAAGCAAAUUUGCUUCAGCUAUAUCAAUGUGCGACAUUUAUUUUAAUGGAAUGCAAUGAAUAUCGAAAGUGGAGAAAGCAUGAUUACCUCUAUGAAACUAUGCUGAACUCUCAAAAGGAAGAUUCUUCAGGGCUGUCAAAGUUCUUAACUGAGAAAAAUCACGUGAAAUUGCAAAGUAAAACAUCAGCAAUUCACAGCAAGAAAUGUAUGGCAUUAUCUCAGAGAAACUGAGAAUGUUCCAGAACAAUGGUUUCCUCUUUCCCAACCUCCCAAGCUUUGUCUUGUUUGGAUCUCAACCUUGUAUACUCAUUCAUAGCCAUUAAUAUUUCUUUUUAACCAGAGUGGAUAUAUACGCAUGUGUGUAUAAGUAUUUAUACAACAUAGAACUGAAGCUCCCUGGUUAUUGUUUAUUUAGUCUUCACUCCUAUCCCACUUUUUAAGAGAUUGGAGACCCUAUUAAUUCUCUAAAAGUAUUCAAAGACCUCACUGUGCAUAUUGGAAACUCUUCAAAGAAUAGAGUUUGGAGCCAUUUCCAUACGGUGAUCUGAACUCUGUAACACUGCAUCUUAUGCAUAUGGAGAGACACCUUAAUGCCGUUCAUUCAUUGAUUUACUAUUAUCUUUUUCCAACAUUAUCUUAUGUGUAUGGUUUUCUUUCAUUGAAACGAUGAUGCAGUUCAUCAAAGGUAGAAAUGGCAAACAUAUUGAAACAUAUUACAAGGUAUGUGGUGCACAUACUAAAUAACUGAAACCAAAUAUUGGUUUUAGUCAGGAUCAUUUCUCUUCAAGUUAUAUCGUGUGCACAUAUGGAAACUUCAAUCAUUUUUAAUUGGAACAGGGCAAAGUUCAGUUAUAGACUGCCUUUUCAUGAAAUUAUGAUACCUGGUAAAAUAUUUAAGAGAGUAUGUUCUAAACUAUUAUUACACUGACUAGUGUUCUGAUACUACAUAGUGGAUUGUU